GUAGUUUUAAAAGUAAAUUUGUUAAUAUUUAUUUACUUUGCUGUAGAAAUUUGAAUAAAUUUAGUGUUUAGAAUUAUUUAAAAUAUUUAGUCAAAAAUUACAUAUAAGUAAUUUUGAUCUUCCCGUAUCGAAGCGAAUUAAUUUUGAAAAAUUAACUUUUUAUCAGUGUUCGUAAUAUCAAUAUUUGUCUAGGACUUAAAACUUUUCUUAUUAUCUUAGUCCAAGACUUAAAACUUAUCUAGAAUUUAAACUUUUGUUUGUAAAUUAUUUUACUGCCAUGGAACCCGUAGCCAUAAGCUGGUUGAUAGUCUCUUCUAGUUCUCCGCUAGUAGCUGUCCUAGCUCUGUGGACAGUGUAUGUUUUCCAUACGUAUCGCAGGAGAUGGAGAACUGUGGAUUUGUUUUUGCUAGCCGUGACUUCCCAAGAACUUGUAACAUCUAUCUUCAUAUUUUGCUACGCUAUCAUCAGCCUCAUCAAUCCACCCUUCCAGGUACCCUGCAACUUCACCCAGUGGGGUCUCGUAGCUACAAGAACGUUCCAAAUCAGUACCUUGACAUCCAUGGUAGUGGAUCGCGCUCUAACAGUGCGGUGGCCAUACCGGUACCGGUUCAGUGUUAGGAGGAACCAGAUCCGAUACCAUAUUGCUGUGCUAGCUCUGGUUUCAAUACUAGUCGGUGUUGCGGCAAUAUUCGCCAGGCUGCCGAAGGACAACAACAAUAGACUCUGUCAUUUACAUCCAAUACAGUGGGAUACCAGAUAUGUGGUGUUCUUGUUGUCCCUGUACGGUGUCCUCAUGCUAGUGUCCUUGAUCUGCAUGAUACAGGUCGAGAUUCACAGAAGCAAGCAUGGCACCAAGCUAGGUGCAAAUGGUUCUUUCCAGCUUCCGGAAUGUGCCUCUCCAGAACUCCAAUCAGCAACGGGCAUGAACAGUCCUUUGGAUACACAAAGUAGCACCGGGAGUACAAGGGCCUUGCACAGGCCAUCCCGGCAAGCUAGUCGGAGGCCAUAUGGAAAAAAUGCCAAAGGCACGUCUGACUUGAGGUGGCCAUCAGUGGCCCUAGCCUCUUUGCUCUGCUUUUCACUCACCACAUCCCGCAUCUGGUGAGUA
Molecule: messenger RNA, 1108 nt
Organism: Stegodyphus dumicola
Lineage: Eukaryota; Metazoa; Arthropoda; Arachnida; Araneae; Eresidae
Biological process (GO): G protein-coupled receptor signaling pathway
Cellular component (GO): membrane
Molecular function (GO): G protein-coupled receptor activity
Source: RefSeq, a predicted model, not a curated record